UCCGAAUGCAAGAUAUCGUGGUGGCAUGCUCAACUCGUCUUGAUUUCAUUCAUCUUAAAUUAACGACUGUUAACAUUUGUAACGUUUUUAAUAGCUUUUUUAAUUGCAUAUUAUCUUAUUACACCAUGGUGUGCGCCUGGCUAGGGCUAUUCCCAUAGAAUAUAAUCCAUUCUAUGUCUAUGGCUAUUCAAACAGGGAGAACGCUGCCAGCGAUAGUCAAAUUGUUUGCUGAGCUGAGACGAAAAUGUAAGAUGUGUCCCAGGAUUGAACGGUUUUGGUUAUGGCUAAACAGAUUCUAUUGCUCUACUCUGCUUAAACGCGCCUUCUGGCGUUUAAUUAUACUCCCCAUACAUGCCUGGAGAUUGAUCAUCCCAAAUUGUCCUCCUGAUCAUCCAGAACUCAUCCAGGACACCAACGAGUACUACUGCGAGUACGACUCAACAUGGGAGGAUCCAACAAGUGAAGAAACAAGUCGUAAGAGAACCAACAAUCUCUUUACCGAAACAGGGUGGGGAGAGCGCUUUGCUGUUGUUUCUACUGCUGAUUGCCCCAUUAAGAAUGGUCCUUUUUUUGUAUUUACUCAGUACACCAUUCUGUCAACAAGGCAACGAGAUGAUAGGCGUAUGCCUAAUUUACAGUUCUACCUUGGACAGAGGGCCUCCUCCCCUGAUGGUAUCUACAUUGAGGACUUUCACAAUAACUGGUAUGGGAAAUAUUCAAAACUGGAAAGAGUUCACUCAUACAUACAAUGGUUGUUCCCUCUUCAAGAACGAGGAAUGAAUUAUCAAGCCAAAGAACUCACCAAGAAGGAAAUUGAGGCUUUUCUUGAAGAUGAAACUGCAAAGAAGAGGCUGGUCAAGUCGUACAAGUUCAUGCUGGACUUCUACGGCAUCCAGCUGUCAAAUGACUCAACAGGGGAAGUACGACGUGCUAAUAACUGGCGUGACAGAUUUGACAACCUGGACAGGGAGAAAUAACAAGUAUGACAUGAACCGGCGGGGGAGUGGGAGCCCGGCGAACCUGCUGAGGACUGACGUGGGAUGGGCGCCUCCUGAGCCAACCCGGGACAAGAAAACCUCUCGAGCCAGCUAGGGUGUGGAAGCCCAACGAGCUGACUUAGGCACCCCCGAUUCCAUCAGCGGCGGCCCCUGGACCCAACGUCACCACCAACCGGAAAGCCAGCACUCCCCGAUGCUUCAUAUGAUGGCUUCAGGAUUCUGUAGGACUGACACUGGAGAAGAGAAGCAGGUACGGGGAGUAGAACAUUCAAUAUGGAACAGACAUCAAACAGGACAGAGACAGCGUCAGAGCCAGGUAUACAAAGACAAACAAACAUGAAUUCUGAAGCAGGGAACAAAGCUUGGGAACAGACAGAUAUAGGGGAGGUAAUGACCCAGGUGAUUGAGUCCAGGUGAGUCCAAUAAUUGCUGAUGCGUGUGACGGGGAAGGCAGGUGUGCAUACUGAUGGUGGCAGGAGUGAGUAAUGCUGGGGAGCCUGGUGCUUUUGAGCAGGAGAAGGUGUGACAAGAAAAUAAAUGUGAAUUUACUUAUUUUUUUAAUGUUUCAAUGACAAUUGUCAACUGCAAUUAGCAAUACUAUAGAUACCAGGGUUGGUGUCAAUUCCAUUUUAAUUCCAGUCAACUCGAGAAGUACACUGAAAUUCCAAUUAUUUUCAACGCUUAUAAAUGAGGAAAAUUUGGAUUUGGAAUUGGAAUUUGGUUUACUUCUGAAUUAUAUUAACUGGAAUUAAAUUGGAAUUGACCCCAACCUGAUAGAGACAACCAAUAUCAGUGCUUUACUGCUGAACAUACAAUCACAUACUGUUUCCAAUGACUUCAUACUAUAGCAAUCAAUGUGUUUAAAAUUCUCACAAUAUCCAUUCCAGAUAUAUGGCUCAUUAUUCCUCUACUUUUUUAAAAUUGUGAUUAAAAAGAUACCGGUAUGUACAGAAAUACAUUCAUAUUUAUGUACCAAGGAAGGUGAGGGAGUUAAUCAGUUACUUCCAUGUGAUGCUUAGACAGAAGAAAAGUAUUCGUAAUAUAUAAAUGACAUGGUAUCAUAAACUCAGUUGAAUUUAAAUUACCUCAAAAUCAGUUUUUUCAAAUGUGACAAAAAUCAUAAAAUAUGAAGUGGCAAAAUGACUACAAAGAUGUUCAGAACUUUCAACUACAAGAGCAUUGUACCUUCAAAUCCUUAAUUCCCAAUAACAUCUAUUUGCAUACAGUUAUGAUGCCGAAAGUGAAAGUCACAGUGUGAUUAAUUUACUACAGUGAAAAGUUGUCCACAAAAGAAAAACAGUAGCUAGGUUUCCAUCCAAUUGGUGACAAAUUUUCAUGUGAAUAUUCUCAAAUCUGCAUAAAAACAAUAUGUGCAGAUUUUCAUGCCAGUAUUCUCAAAUCUGCAUAAAAACAAUAUUCCCAUUUUCCCACCAGAUAUGUGUUUCCGUCAAAUUGACUAGUUGCAGAUACGUGAUGACGUACUGCGCAUAAAAAAUACAUUUUGUGUUUAAAUUCCCAUGCACCAAAUACAUUUUUUUAUGUAAAUGAGUUUCCCUCACAAUUUCAACUCUACUGAUGUUUGAUUUAUAUAGUCUGGUAUUGGCACGUGCGCUCUAGCCAACAGUGCUAUCUGCGCCUUCUUGACUAGAGCGCACGUAUAGCCUACAUGAUGAGAUUAUUAUUAUGGACAAAGGAGUGAGAUUAUUUGUCAGGUGGCAGCCAACUAUCGAUUUAUCAUGUCACCAGAAUAAGAUCCUCAAUAUUUUGGAAAGGAGGAUCAAGCUGUAGGAUCUUGCAAUUUCACCACCCUGUGAAGUUCAUCAUAAUUGAUAUCAAUAUUUGCACACAUAAAAACAUUUCCAUCGAUAUUUCUCACGUAAUUCAUUUUACAGACACAAAAAGAUCCAACCUUGUGUAGUGUAUUUGUUUUGUGGACAUUUGAAAAGUUUACACGAAAAUUGUUAUUUUUCCAUCAGGCCUGACAUGACGUGUUUUAUCCGACAUGUACUUUACUCUUUACUCGCAUAAAAAGGUUGGACCUGGUUAUUGCAAUGUAUUUUUGUCAGUUUCCACUUGUGCAGUUUUAGCACUCUCCUUUGGGACAUUAUUUUUUGUAAAUUCUUUGCUCUUGCUCCUGUCCCAGCGGUCUCUGUGUUUGUCCCUCUCUAACUCUCUCCCUGUCUCAGUCCCAGUCUUGUGCUCUAGUCAGUAAUAUUUAUUCUGUUAGGCUCCCUCUCCCUAGCUUGGCUGACACAAAGACUUCGAUUUAGGUGUUAGCCAGAAUACUCUCUCCCUGCCUCUGUCCCUGUCUCUGCUCAUGGAUUUGUCCCUUUUCUCUGUCACUGUCAUAGUCUCUCCAGUCAGUGACCAUUGUCCCAUUGGCUGCAUUAGAGAUACUAAGCAACCUAAAUCACAUCCACACAUUAUUACAAAGAGACAUUUUAGAACUUUCAAUGAGCAGCAUUUCCUGUAUGACCUGGGGUUGUAUGAUUGGAAGGCUGUGUCCUCUAUCUCUGAUUAAGGGUAAAGGACAGCUCUAACUCAUGGUUCAUGCAUGAAUUAGCUGAAAGAUUUCCUGAAGGAAACUUAUCUUGGGCUAAGGCUAGAUUGACUGAUUCUACCUCUGACUAGCAGUCCUUUAGACAUUUGAGAAAUAGAUGUCUUACUCUGGUUAGAAAAGCAAAGUCAACAUACUUCUUGAAUUUUGUAUCUGAGAAUGUUGGAAAUCCAUCUAUAUUCUGGAAAGUGGUCAAAUCUUUGAAACAAAACUCCACCCCCCCCAUUUCCCCAGUGGAUUAUGACAGCCUCUGGUCCCUUUCGUUCCAGUUCUCUGCUGCCAAUGACUGGAACGUAUUGCAAAAAUCACUGAAGCUGGAGUCGUAUAUCUCCCUCUCUAACUUUAAGCAUCAGCUGUCAGAGCAGCUUACUGAUCACUGU
Molecule: messenger RNA, 3935 nt
Organism: Oncorhynchus tshawytscha (Chinook salmon)
Lineage: Eukaryota; Metazoa; Chordata; Actinopteri; Salmoniformes; Salmonidae
Product: opioid growth factor receptor-like
Exons: 7
Coding region: 174-977 (267 amino acids)
Cellular component (GO): membrane
Molecular function (GO): opioid growth factor receptor activity
Source: RefSeq, a predicted model, not a curated record